Molecule: messenger RNA, 2241 nt
Organism: Symbiodinium sp. CCMP2592
Lineage: Eukaryota; Dinophyceae; Suessiales; Symbiodiniaceae
Source: the annotation of a GenBank genome assembly
AUGUCAUUUAGUGAGACUUUCUGUCUUAUUUCAUUCGCAAUGCCCGGGAUGUAUUUGGCAUCCUGGCUGCUCCUGUGGGCCCCAGCCCAAUCAAUGAAGCUUCACAUGGGCGCCGUGUCAAAUACCAGCCGAGCAUUGUCCUGCGAAGACACGGCGCCGGUGUUUGUCAGCGACAUGGCGAAGGACCUCGAGGGCUCCUACGGCUAUGACUCGAUGUUCUACAAGGGUUGCCUUCAGUUUGUCCACAGGAAUGCUGAUCUCAAGCUGCCCAUCAUUGCGCAGAUUGAGAAGUUUGGCAGCGUUUGCAAGCAAGGGCUCUUCGUGGAGGGAGAGUCUGCACUCGGCGAGGUAGAUCCGAGCGUGUUGGAAUCCGAAUGCGACCGGGUCAUCUACAACAUGGAGGUGCAGUAUCGACUGCUUGGCGGUCGUUCUCUUUCCACGCCGGAAGGCUUCUGUGCUGUCCUCAUCGACUUGGUCUUGCCGAUCGACGAGGAGCCGGAGUGUAUGCGACUUGUAGAAGAUGUCACUCAUGCGCACUUCGACAAGCUGGGUACCAAGCAUGCUUGGCCUGGCAUCAUCCAUGAGCCGCACUUUGACGAAUCCUUCAUGGUUGCCUGCUUAGAAGACAAGAAGUUGGGUAGCGAAGCCAAGGGCAGAGAGGCCGAAUUCGGAGUCGGGUCUGAUGAGUGCAAGCUCGCGCUGGAGCGGCUCAUGAACAUGCCGUUGACGAAGGUGAAGGGGAUGGCAGACUUUCUCGCUGAUGUGUGCCCCUUGUUGGGCAAGCCCUUGCCCAAGCUGACCGAGCCACCGGAACCAACGUAUGUCAGCACCACCCGGUCUUUGACGGCAGCGAUGUUUCAAAGAGCUGCUCACCUUAGCCAUUUGCGCAAUGCCUCGAGCUUCUCCACACCCAGCCGGAGCCAGAAGCGUUUCAGCGCCCUGGCCUUGCACCUUGAUGAAAGCGUUACCGGCAAGGAUGACAGUCGUCGACGCAGGCGCCGGCUGAACCACAAGCAAGCCACCUGCUGCGAUGGCAAAGCUCGGAGUUAUGAGGUGGGCGUAACGGCAGCGAUGGGCAUCGCCUUCGGCACGACAGCAGUUGGGGCUGAGGGCUACGGGGGUUGGGAUGGGAAGGACUGCAUUUUCAAAUGGGGGCAGUUGCAAGAAGCGUGUUGGGGCGUUCAGCUAGGCGCUGGAGUGGAUGUUUCUAUCUCCAACGGCUACUGGAAUGACUUCGAUUCCACAAAAGGUGACGCCGAAUUCGUCGGCGCAUCGGCCUGCUUCUUCGUGUGCUUCGGAGGCCAAUAUGUCGUGGACACGGAUCACAACCAUAUCGGAAAGGUCCUGGAGACAGGUGGUGGCUUCGGAUUUGACGUAUCUGCCGGCAAAUGCCACGCGAAGAAGUUGUGGGAGAAGCAGGAGACGCAGCGUGAUCUAAAGGACAAAUGCCCAAGUGGUGGUGGUGGGGGUGGCUGCUUCCCAGCGCACGCAGAAGUGAUGACUCCAGAUGGCGUGAAAAGCAUGCAGGAGUUGCGUGCAGGUGACCGCGUUCUUGCUGCCGACUCGCACGGCAAUCUGAUCUUCGAUGAAGUUUAUUUCUUCGGCCAUGCAGAGCAGAAGUGGGCACCAUAUGUGAAGCUGCAGCUGCAAAGCCUUUCCGAGAAUUCAUCCCAGCAGUUGGGAAUGGGGUCGCCUUUUCUCCAACAGCUUGAGAUGUCUCCCGAUCAUUUUCUUCACGUUUGCCUUCCUUCUGAGCACGUUCAGAAGUGUGACUUCGCCAGUGCCAAAUCCUUGUAUGCCUCGGAUGUUCCAGUGGGAAGCUAUGUGUGGAUGUGCAGAGUGCCUGGGCACCCUUGUCUGGUUGCGAGAUUGAUCUCCUCCAGCUUUGUCCCAGCAUUCGGUCUCUACAACCCCUUCACCCUCUCAGGCAACAUUAUAGUGAACGGUGUGCUGGCUAGCGCACACAGCAGCUGGUUCAUGGACGGACUUGUCAGUCCACGUUUUCGCCACCAUUUGCCAAGCUUCUACCAAGCAGUUCUGAUGCCGGGCCGCUUCCUCUACGCCAUCGCGGGUCCACGUGCAACUGAUGCUCUGGGGGUGAACAAUCCCCAAUGGGCACAAGGUGCAUCGCAGUUGCCGGCCGUCGUGGCGGUGUUUGGAGUGUUGCCAAUGCUAGUUGGCACUAGUGUCCUUGCCCUCAAAGCAAGCUUGCUCUCCAAACGGAAAGCGAACCCAGCUUAA